UUGAAUUGAAUUUGUUUUGUUUGACAUGUAUAAUUUAUAUGUAAUUCUUUGCGAUUAAAACAAACGGCGUCAGACGCAUGACCAAGAACAGGCAACCAAAGAGAGACUCGUGAUUUCGAUGGACCUUAUUGAGACACGGGGGACCAUAAAACAAACGUAUGAAUUUAAGAGAUAGCUUUCAGAGCUCACGUAGCGGUUCGAGACGUAUCGUGUCCCGAGCCUCGCGCACAUUUCAAUCUAUUUCGUGCAUACAAUUGCCAUGUGGAGACUGCGACGGUAGUUGAUAAGAAUAUAAUUACUCUCGUACACUAUCAAGCACUAGCGCUUUCAUUCGGCCGCGACGAUUCCAAAGCGCGAGUCUAUGCGAACCAAUAUCCUUCGUAUUACUGCAUAGGCCAGGAAUAACGAGCCUUAUGAGAGUAGCGAAUUAAUCGCCAUGAAAAACAAUAUACAUACACUUCCUAAUUGUACGUUUACAUUUACUAGAUAUAUUUGGCGGCUCAUAAAUUAAGAUCUGCAUUGCAUCGUCGCGCCCUAAAUACGCCUGCCUAAUUCGAAACCUGGGCAGGUUUGCGUUUAGAGUUGAAGAAACGAUGCGAAUACGGAUCUGGGAAUCCUUCCAGGAAUACGGAUAAAGUGUCUACUGAUAAUAAAUGCCUUGAAAUGCCUAUCAUGCGUAAUAUUACGUGCAAUAUUAAUUACUCUGACGAUAGAUGUAGAAAUUCUUAAAAAUACCAUUUAAUAAAAAAACACAUUUUAUUAAUUCGAUUUGCAUGACAAAGGAAUUAAUAAAUCGAGCAUAUAUGCAGUGAGCUUUUAUCCCAUCGACAUUUUUAUUCUAAUUCGUAAUUUUUAACUUUUGAAUUGUUUCAUUACAAUUGAGCCCCUAUAUUGAAAAAUAAAUUGUAAUAGAAUUCAACUUGACGUGUGUAUAUUAACUUGGGUAAUCUAUUCACAGAGACUAAUUAACAAAUACACAUUUCGAUGCAGUCAGUAGACAUUUUCCGAAUUGUUACGGGUAUACAAUUAUCGUUAUUUAAAUGGUUAUAGAUACAUACACACAUAUACACCCGUAAAUGCGUUUCACACAUUGCGAUUUACUCUUUAUCACAGAUUGCACAAGAUAUUUUGUUAUCCUGUACUAGACACGCACUUUCUCAGUAAAAAAUUAGAUUAUAGCGUAUAUGCACUCUCUCUCUCUCUCUAUACCAAGUAAAUACACCUAACAUAGAUUAUAUCGAGCGAUUUAGACGUAUUCUCUUUCUGAUGAAUCUCUGCACUCGAUCGCGACCAAGAGUCCUUGUGACGCUCAACCGAGGCAUUAAUAGUCGAUUAGGGAAUUUCAUUUUACUCGACAAUCAAUAUAUGUAUAUAUUGUUUCGAUAUUUCUACUCUUGCUCUGUAAACACGAAAAUCCUUUCGUUGUCAAUUUUCGAAAGUUCUCGACUCUAGAAAUAUCAAUAGGAACUUUUAACGAUUAAGAAACUACAAUUUUCACCUUCUUAACAUUCUCUUAAACGUUAGAUACUUUGAUUCGCUAUAGUGUUAAAUCCGAAACCUUUUACUUACUAAAUGGCAAGUUAUAGCUUAUACAAUUUUCACUGUUCCGAGUGAUCGCGCAGUGCAACUGAAAAAUCGUGCAAUCUGCAUUGAGACAUCAAUCUUUUCCCUAUUAAAUACUUGUGAGUUCUAAUCGAAUUAUACAUAUAUAUAAAAUUGUUUAUAUAUAUAUAUAAAAUUGUUAACCAACAAUAUUUCAACAGAUUGCACGAUGCCGCGAUCCUCGCGCACAAAAUUCCUCAACUAACGGACAAGAUACGCGGAGUGAAGAGCAAUUCUACAUAUUUAAAUAUAAAACGAUUGCAUUUUGUUAAAAAAAAUUGUGCUAUUCUACUAUAUUUGCUAUUUACAACUUUCCACAGAACUCGCUUCUAGUUAUUUGCGGUCGAUUUCGGAAAGAAAACAAAACUUCUUAUGCACAUUUGUAGUAGCUAAGUAUCGUAAUUGCUCGUCUGUGUAAUCAAUCCUUUUUAUCUUUCCAUUAACGUCAUUUACUUCGCAAAACUCGGCUCAACCAUUAAAUCUUUCAUGAUUUAUCUCCGAGUGCUACUUUUCUCCCUCGCACAUCAGCCUUUCAACGCAAACUCCCAUAAAAAUUUUAACGGCCACUUUAGCCCGCCCCUUUCUCUCUGCUACUAUUCCAUCGCUAAUUAAAAUGUCAUCUUCGAUAAUCUCCCUUUCUCUCCACAUUAUCGGAUACGUAAUGAUCGGAACGGGCGUAUAAACAAAUACAUUCUUUACUCAUGCCUCGUACGAUUGAUUCAUACAUUCAUUUACAUAAUUAAUGCUCGCCGAACCACAACAAAAGAUUUUAUUGUCCACAAGACAGUGAGUAAAUUAAUUUCGUGGAAGUUUAGGGGAGAUUUCGUGGAAGGACGCAACUAUUCUUUCUUUCUUUUACACUACAAUAUUUUCACAUCUGAGUGUUCGAGUAUAAAGAUAAAGCACAAGAUUAGAUUCUUGAUUUCAAAAAAAUAAAGGACUAGACCGCGUGAACUUGUACAAAGAAAUUUAAAAUAUUUGAAUAUAAUUGUAUCAUGACCGCCAAUGAUCUAGGUAAGCGUAAAAACUUGCCCGUUGGGAUUCUUAUUGUAAAUUUACACUAUAUGAAUAUAUUUUACUCUUGUGUACAUUCUGUUAUCCGCAAAUAUACCGUUUUGUUAAAUAAAUUUCGCAUUCUGAUUAUGUCAGAAGCAAGAAAAACCACCCUUGCGAGUUUUCUUUACUUCCCAAACACAUGUCGCAUAUUUAUUACAUAUACCUAUAUAUAAUAAAAUAACCACUAACUUGUCCAACAGAAAAAGCUGUCGGAUCGUUGCAUUAGCGUUUGAUGAAAAUGGAUUAACGCGGAAUCCAUCCAUCAACUUUCGUGUUAUAUAAAUUUCAACGAUCGAAGUGAUGACGUGCUUUUGGUAAUACCUUGACCUGCCAUAAAAAUCAGGGACCCAAUAUCGUACAUAUUCGGAUGACCAGAGUCGACUGGCCGCGAAGCAACCAUGCGUGCUCCGACUAUCAAUUUCGUUAGGCAACUGUGUUCGCGGACGAUUCGCAGAGGCGCAGGUAAAAGACAAUGGGCAUAGGCCACGAAAACCAAUCAAUCGUGGUGCACGCUUACGCUCUUGCGUCGUAUGAAAGUAUAAAGGAGUUUUGAAAUCAAAGGGAGCCUUCAGUCGAUCAUUUGAAUCGUCCAAAGAAGCCAUAAAUCGUCAUAUCGGAAAAUACGGUUCGAAGAAUGAAGCUCUUGGGAUAUUGUAUUCUUUGCCUCUUUCUCACAAGAGUGCAAGCGAAGCCGCAAAUAUCUAAAUUAUUCCCCGUGGAAGGAUUAACGACAUAUCAUGAACAAUUAAGCAACUUCACAAAACCAUUUGAAAAAUUUCUGGAGAAAGUACGCACCACGUACGAUUUCGUUUUCCGUCAAUCCGACAAUACCAGCUACGUCGAAAAAAUCCUGGCAAAGAACGUGUCGAAUCCCGAUUCGCAAGCUUUGAAAAUAAUUCAGGCCGACUCGAUAAACAACUAUACGAAUCUCAGAUAUCCUAAUAACAGCUGGUUGGAUCAAAUAAAAUCGCUGUCUCUGCUGAAAGAAUACACAAGCAAGAAUUCGAACAGUAUCAAAAAGAACACGCCUAUCCUCGAAAUAAAACCGACAAUUAAAGCGGACGGAAAUAACGUGCACCUCACUAAAGAAAAGAGCUCUAACAAUACAAAAAUGCUGCCCGACGACGAUUGGUUCAACGACAUUCAGCCUCUGGGACAACUGGAGCUGCAAGACGAAGAGUUAGACAAAAAAAAUGAGGUGGAAAUCGUGACACCAGGAACAACUGUUCAACUUCCGAAGACGGUGGGUCGCCAAUUUCUCGAGUGGCUUGGAUCCUUUUUCGGUCUUACAUACAGCAUUUACACGAAAUUAUCGAGCGCUGUUAGUGGCAAAGAGAAGGUGACGCAAUGAUGAUGAAACACAACUAAAAAAAAUAUCAAGUAUACGCUUCGUACUUAGAAAUUCAGAAUUAUUUUACUUUUAGAAAUAAUAUGUUAAUUAUACGUUGAUCUAUUUAUAAAUUUAGAUUAUAAAUUUAGAUGAGUCUAGAUACAUAAUAUGGAUAUCCAAAUAUAAAUUUCGUUUAUCCAAUAUUAAAAGAGAUCGCACUUUUUUACAAUUUAAAUAUAAAAUGAAAAUGUUACGUUUAACGUUAAAUGUACGCCGAGAAUAUGGGCGAAUAUAUACAUAUCUCGAAUGAGAAUUCAAUUUCAGUUUAGUAUAUUUAGUAUUAAAUGUGCAGAGAGGAAAGGAACAAAAGAGAGAAAGAGAAAGAGGGACAGUGGAGAACAGAGAGAAUAAUACUAUACAGAUAUCAAAGUAAUUUUAUACCUUUGUACUACUGUCAUCCCCAGCACGUAUGUACACUUCGCUAAAAAUAAAUAAAAAAUAAAAUUUAUAUCA
This is a messenger RNA of Linepithema humile (Argentine ant), 4501 nucleotides long. RefSeq lists its product as uncharacterized. NCBI's taxonomy places the organism in Eukaryota, Metazoa, Arthropoda, Insecta, Hymenoptera, Formicidae. The record is from RefSeq and is a predicted model, not a curated record.